GAGGAAUAGUUCAGCAGUGAUGCAAUGCAGUAUACUGGGACGCACCGUAGUUGAUAUUGUGGAAGCCCCUGACCCCCCUUCCCCAGUCGUGCCACCGCUGCCAGCGUUCAUCAGCCGUCCUGGUCCUGCGGCUUCCAGAUUAUCAAGCGCUGAUUUGUUUUAUCCCGUGUCGCAGAAUGACGAACAAGAUGACGUUGGUAUCUGGGUGUACUACCAGAAUGUUCGGGGGUUGAGGACAAAAAUCGACGAGAUCUUUUUAACGACGAGUGACUGCAACUUUGAUGUCAUCUUUUUGACCGAGACCGGACUGGAUAGCCGAAUAAACUCUCAGCAGUUGUUUGGAAAUUCCUUCAAUGUUUUUCGCUGUGACCGCAGCUCAGCUAAUAGUGACAAAGCAUCAUUUGGUGGAGUUUUGAUUGCCGUUUCACGAAAACACGUCAGCUCUAUCAUUGAAACGGUGAAUGGUCAGUGUCUUGAACAAGUGUGUGCAAGUGCUACAGUGCGGGGUAGAAAGUUACUGUUAUGCGGUGUGUACAUUCCCCCUGAUAAAAGCCAAAACGUUGAUGUGAUCGAUGCGCACAUUUCAACUGUUCCGGAACUGUGCAGUAAAGGUUCUGUGAAUGAUAUUGUUCUGGUGUGUGGUGAUUUCAACCAGCCCCGCAUUGUGUGGAAUCAACGGCAUGAAGAAACACAACCCGCUUGUUCUUUGUUGCCAUCCGCUGCUGGUACAGCGCUGAUCGACGGUAUGGAUUUUUUAAAUCUACAUCAAGCAAACCAGUGCAGAAAUCAUCUUGGGCGAUUGCUCGAUUUGGUCUUUUGUUCUUCGGAGCAUCAAUUAAUAGUUGAUUGUAGUGUUACUCCACUGCUACCUGUCGACCCGCAUCAUCCGCCUUUAGUUAUCUCGUUGGCUGGUGACUGCGAAAACAAUUUUCGGAACAUGGACUUCACGAAUGAAUCAAGGCCAUUAAAUUAUAGAAAAAUUGAUUUUGGUGCUUUACUUGAAUUCUUGCAAAACGUUAACUGGAGUGCUUUGCAAGAUAUCGACAACGCAAAUGAAAUGGCAUAUUUUUUCUGUAACAAAAUAACUCAGUGGUUAAGUUCAAAUUUGCCUUUUGUAAAACGGCCAAUAAGUCCCCCUUGGAGCACAGCUUUGCUUCGUAAAUUGAAACGAAUUCGAAAUGCUUGGCAGCGCAAACAUCGUCGCUGGAAGAGCUUUGAAAUAAAACGAAUGUUCAAAAGUUCCAGUGAUAACUAUCGCAAAAAUUCUGGACUUUUGUAA
Molecule: messenger RNA, 1279 nt
Organism: Malaya genurostris
Lineage: Eukaryota; Metazoa; Arthropoda; Insecta; Diptera; Culicidae
Exons: 2
Coding region: 20-1279 (419 amino acids)
Molecular function (GO): catalytic activity
Source: RefSeq, a predicted model, not a curated record